UUUAGGAGGUGGUUGGCUGGCAGGGGUGAUUCUCCACCAAGCAGCGGCCGGUGAACGGGGAUGACUUCUUAAAGAGGCGUUACAUCCAAAGCAGGGAGCAUCUGCAGCUAUCCUGCUUUGAGCAUCACCGCAGCCACCACAUUCUAUUCUCCUCGCCUUGUCAUACAUAGUACACCAACCAGCAUCAUCAACCCCAACCCGACCCUAACAACAACCCCUGACCAUCAGAGACCACCACCAUCACGUCACCACAGUACACUCCCCGCCCACCAUGCCGACCACAUACGCGGGAAUAACCUCGCAAGAGGUGCACGCCAAGAUCAACCUCCUCAUCUCCGCCAUGGUCGACAUCCGCGACAAAACCGGCGAAUUCCUGCUCACCCUCCCCGACGGGCGCGUGAUCGACACCAAGGGCUGGCAAGACUGGGAAUGGACGCACGGGAUCGGCCUGUACGGCAUCUGGCAGUACUACACCCUGACCAACUCCCCCAACCACCUCGCCAUCAUCGAGGACUGGUUCGCGGCACGCUUCGCCGCGGGCGGCACGACCAAGAACAUCAACACGAUGGCGGCCUUCCUCACCCUCGCGUGCGUCUACGAGCGCACGCGCAACCCGACCUACCUGCCCUGGCUCGACGCCUGGGCCGAGUGGGCGCUGCACGACCUGCCGCGCACGCGCCACGGCGGCAUGCAGCACAUCACCUAUCUGGAAGAGAACCGCGGCCAGCUGUGGGACGACACCCUCAUGAUGACGGUGCUGCCGCUGGCCAAGAUCGGGCUGGUCCUGGGCCGGCCGCACUACGUGGACGAGGCGAAGCGGCAGUUCCUGCUGCAUGUGCAGUAUCUGUUUGAUGCCAAGACCGGGCUGUUCUUUCACGGGUGGGAGUUUGCGGAGCGGGGGCCGGGCGGGCAUCAUUUUGCUGAGGCGAGGUGGGCGCGGGGGAAUAGUUGGUUGACGAUUGCGGUGCCGGAGUUUUUGGAGUUGUUGAGGGAGGGUGGCGCGCGGGACCCGGCGUUGGAGGCGGUGCUGAGGGAUACGUUGCUGGCGCAGUGCCAGGCGUUGGGGCCGUUGCAGGAGGCGGCGACGGGGUUGUGGCGGACGUUGUUGGACGUGCCGGAGUCGGAGGGGUCGUACCCGGAGGCGAGCGCCACGGCGGGGUUUGCGUUUGGCGUGCUCAAGGGGCAGAGGAAGAGGGAUUUGGGGGGUGAGUUUGACGAGAUGGCGAUUAAGGCGGUGAAGGGGGUGUUGGCGAAUAUCAGCGAGGAUGGGGAACUGCUGAACACGUCUUUUGGGACGGGCAUGGGGAGGGAUCUGCAGCAUUACAAAGAUAUCCCGGUGACGAGCAUGCCGUAUGGGCAAGCCAUGGCGAUCAUGGCGCUCGUCGAAUUCUCGAGGAGGUAUCUCUGACGGAUAUCACCCGCUACCUCUUGUGCUCAGUAGCCCCAGUAAUGGCCAUCAACAAUGUCCCAGCCCACUCGGCGAAUGUUUGGAAAGGACCAGCACAGCUGCCGGAAAACUGAGAUAUUCAAACGGGUAUGAUGUGCCUGUCACUAUCUCGAAGGCUCCGGAGCCGUACGGGUUCUGACGAUAUGGUGGGAGGGUAGUCGCUCGACUCGCUCCCACUUCCCGUUGUGACCAACCCAGGGUA
This is a messenger RNA of Chaetomium fimeti, 1649 nucleotides long. RefSeq names its product Six-hairpin glycosidase-like protein. Gene Ontology annotation, biological process: carbohydrate metabolic process. The transcript has a single exon. Lineage: Eukaryota; Fungi; Ascomycota; Sordariomycetes; Sordariales; Chaetomiaceae. The record is from RefSeq and is a predicted model, not a curated record. The coding region runs from base 272 to 1408 and encodes 378 amino acids.